AUGGCGGAAAGAGUUUUGCUUGAAUAUUUCAAAAAGUUAAAAGAAUGGGUGAAAAAUUUAGAUGUAAAAAAAUUAGAUUUUUCACAAUAUAACAACCUCGAAUUUAUUGGAUUAGGAGGGUGUGCAACUGUAUACUCGGCUAGUUUUCAAGGGCAGAAAUUUGCAAUAAAAAGUAUAAACAAUAAUAUAUGCUUGGACGAUAAAUCAAAUAAAAAACUUGUUCGUGAGUUAUUUGGUAUCUACCUCUUACGAAGUGAAAAUUUGCAUGAAGAUCAUUCAGUGCUUACGUCAGACAUGUCGGAUGGUUAUA
Messenger RNA from Scutellospora calospora, 310 nucleotides. The record is from the annotation of a GenBank genome assembly. NCBI's taxonomy places the organism in Eukaryota, Fungi, Glomeromycota, Glomeromycetes, Diversisporales, Gigasporaceae.